AACAAAGUAUUUUUGAAUUCUGUCAAGAUCACCUAUCAUGAUGCUGCCACCACCAUGCCAAACAGAUCAAACACGUUUAAAUUACAAAAGAAUAUUAAGACAUUCAGGAAAACAAUCAACUUUACUCCAAGUUUUCUUCACAAUAAAUUUCAGUAGAUUUUUAUCACAUUGUAUCCAAAACUUUAACAUAACUGGGAUUUUAUAGGAUAAAACGAGGUAAUUGAAGCUUGAUUGUAAAGUGGAAGAACAAUGAGACAUUCUUAAGUUUUUUACAGUCAAAAAUCUGAAAAGUGUGGCAUGCCUUUGCAUUCAACCCCUCUGAGUGGAAGCAGCUUUUUGUGUCAAAAGAUAAAAAUGUCCAAGUGGAAAAUGUUUCACCUGAAAAUAAAAAAUUUUAAUGGUUUUUUUUUCUACAAAAUUUCUGUUUUGUUUUUUUCUUGCAAAUGUUCAACUUUUCAAGCUCCAACGUUACACAAAAAUACUCUAAAAUUUCUGAGAUGAAUCUGAACAUUUCUGCGCUAUUUUGGCAGAAAUUUACUCCUCCAUUUUUAUUUCUCCUGUCCAACAUGUCCCUAAUAGGCCGUCGUACUUUCCUGACGUCAUGAAAUCCCAGCAGUUUGCAGGUUUCUAGUUGUGGGAAAAGUUGAACCAGCAUGAAACCGGUGGAGUCUAAUUUAGACUCCAUCCUCCAGACCACAACAGGUGCCUCCACCUGUCUCCCCCCUUCCGCGGCGCGCUGGCCGUGACCCAGAAAGCAGCCGUCAUUCUGCAGAAAUGGUAUGCAGCCCGCUCGGUUCGGUCACCGGAUCGGCGGCAGCUGCUGAGCCCCGUCCCCCCCGGGGCUAUUUUCACCCGCCGGAUAAAGUGCCGCAGCUCGGCGGGAUUCGGCGCAGAGUAGCGGCACGAUGAAGUCCCGCACAGACGACUGCGCCUCCGAACUGGACACCGACACGGACAGCUCCGAUGGGAAGUCCACGGGCGGCUGCAGCCCACCCCGGGAGUCCGGGGAGAGACUGGAGGCGGAGGGCGGCUGCCCGGGCGCGGCGCGCCGGCGGCGGCGGCGCAGGAGCGGCGCGGGCAGCGGCAGAGACGCGCGGCUGUCCGGCGUCAACAAACAGCGGCAGGCGGCGAACGCGCGGGAGCGGGACAGGACGCACAGCGUGAACACGGCCUUCACCGCGCUGCGGACGCUCAUCCCCACCGAGCCCGCGGACCGGAAGCUGUCCAAGAUAGAGACGCUGCGCCUGGCCUCCAGCUACAUCUCCCACCUGGCCAACGUGCUGCUGCUGGGGGAGGACUGCCGGGACGAGCAGCCCUGCCUCCGGUACCAGGACCUGAUCCUGCACGGCCCCGCGCCGCUCAGCGGCCCCUCCCUGCGGCCCAUCUGCACCUUCUGCCUCAGCAACCAGAGGAAACAGCUCAGAGAUGGAGGGAAACACUCCUCUUCAGUGUGAAACGAAGCGGCUCUGGACAAACCCUGAGUCCAUCUGAUGUUUACAGUCUAAACUUUGUAAAUACAUAUUUAUUUUUUUAACAUACUACAGGACAAAAAUGACUUUUUUGAGCACUUUCUGUCCAGCGUGGUGAGCUGCUGAACCUCAGUGUUUUGACUGAGACGUAACCUGAGCCCGUGAGCGCAGCUGCACCUGACCUGGGGCUAUUUUGGUCCCCACCGAUAGUACAAACUACCCCAUGACCCACCACCACCAAGUGUACCUCCUAAAAACAAGCUGGUCACCUUCAGUGCAGUAGUUGCUGUCAGUUUACUGGUUUCUGCCUUCAGCAGUAAGAAGGCUGUCCAUUACUACUGCCUCUAGUGGUGGACGUCAGUAACUGCAACACUUACAGAACCAGGUAGUGAAGUGGUUUAACUUUAGUCCCCAACAACCAUUGGCUGAGGUUCUCAACAUACUUGAUAAAGAAUUGGACACACUGAUAUUCUACCAAUCAACAAGCUACAAAACCACCAAUUGUAGGAGAAAAUCAAUUGGUUACCUAAAGAGACGGGUUGGUUGGCCUGUUGUGCCUUGCAGGAAGAAGGUUCUGGGUCUUCCUUGUGCCUGAGUGAGUUAUCUACAGGUUCACUGAACAAAAACAUGGCUGCUAGCUUUAAUUGUUGCUCUAAACAAGCAGAGUUUCCAACUGUAGUUCUCCACAGCUACUAUCCAACUUCUCCAACACACCUAUUUCCAAUGAUUGGCUUGUUACUAUUUGGUAUCUGUUUUGCAUUACUGCCAUCUACUGGUAUGGAGUGUCAUUACCAGGUCUUCUUCCUCUUGUGGCAUUUAGUUGGCGAUUCUAACAUCUACACCAAAUAAUUAAAAAAUGUUAAUUAAAUCCUUCCAACUAAGCCUAUACACAAAACACAAAUCUUUCCCUAUAUUUCUAAAAAUGUAGAAUAAUGUAUUCGACUGCCUCUUCCCGAUCACAAAACUCAUAAUGUUCAGUUCAGUGUGUCCAAAACUGAGUUGAUUUUAUUGUAGAUGGAAAGAAGAACCUUCAGUUAUGCCUGCUGAAAAUAAUUCGACUGGGAAGCAAUGUAAUUAAAAAAUUACAUUGUGCUAACAAAAUGAAUGUGUUCAUGUGAAAAAAUGAAUGUGUUCAUGUGAAAGCAAUGGAAGUGAAAAGUUUAAACAAAUUAGUCUAUUCUUAACCAAAACGUCAAUGUAGCUAGCUAGUUAGCUACACUGAAGCUAGUGAGUUUUCAAUAUGGCUAGCUAGUUAGCUACACUGAAGCUAGCUACUUUUCACUGCGAUUAGACUGCAGGCAAUGCUGAAGCUAACUAAUUUUUGAGAGGCUAGCUAGCUUUCAAUAUAUCAAACUGGCUGCACUGAAGCUAGCUAGCUAGCUUACUAGAUGCAGUGGUAGAUUAAUUGUACAUUUGACUUGUAUGUAAAAGUCAUAUUUUUAUAGAUUAAGUAAAAUAUUUUCCAAAGUUGGAUCUAUGAGAGAGAACAUGUUCAAUAUCCAACAUGGCUCCCUCUAGCUAGCAAACAUCUAUUAUUUAAGAAAAGGCAGGUUUAUAACUUUGAUUCUGACAUCAGAAACUCAGAUGUUUAUAAAUGUGACAUUUCUAUCGUGGAGAUUUUCUUAACCUGCUUCAAAUAUUUUUAUGAUUAGUCGUAACUUGAUUUCACUGCACACUGUUCAGACAUAUUAACCCAAAGUGUUGAAAAGUUUACUACUGCAAUGCUGCACAGUCACUUUAACAGCACACGAUGAGCCUUUUGCACUUUUAUAGAGAAUUUAAAAAUGUGAUAUUAAACUCAUGUGGAUCCCUUUGAUAUUUAUAAUACAGCACUAAACUAUUACUGGGAAAUUUUGCUCUCUACCUCAGAUCUGUGUUUUAAAUACAAAGGCCUACCUCUGAUCAAAAUUAGUAACAGGACUGUAACAAAUACUUGAAUGUCAGACACGUCUGUCCUUUGCACAUUGAAUGAAACUGCUUGAAGAAAAAUGUAUUUUUGUACAAAAAAAUAAACUUUAUCAACCUGUCUUUGUA
Molecule: messenger RNA, 3503 nt
Organism: Xiphophorus couchianus (Monterrey platyfish)
Lineage: Eukaryota; Metazoa; Chordata; Actinopteri; Cyprinodontiformes; Poeciliidae
Product: transcription factor 15
Exons: 2
Coding region: 906-1454 (182 amino acids)
Biological process (GO): developmental process; regulation of transcription by RNA polymerase II
Molecular function (GO): RNA polymerase II transcription regulatory region sequence-specific DNA binding; DNA-binding transcription factor activity, RNA polymerase II-specific; protein dimerization activity
Source: RefSeq, a predicted model, not a curated record